AUGCCGCCGACACAGACAGUUGCUUCGUCGACAAGUGACCACGUUGAAAAGCCCCUACAUAUUGCCACUGUCAGUGGCCCGUCUGCGUCUGCGUCUGCCGGUGCUGUGACCGAGCGCAAGAUCACAGGUGUUGCGUGGUUUGUUGUCAAUGUUGCCCUGCUGUCAGCGACUUUUCUGUAUGCCUUCGACAAUACCGUGACCGCAACGGUGCGGCCUGCCAUUGUCGACACAUUUGGCAAUCGCAUAGAUAUGCUACCGUGGGUUUCAGUGGCGUAUCCCAUGGGUGAAGUUAGAACCAACCCUAUCUGGGCGAAGCUCAACAAAUUCCUCGACGGCAAGCUUGUCUUUCUCGCUGCCCUGCUUAUUUUCGAAGUAGGAUCUGCGGUUAUCGGCUCAGCGUCGUCCAUUGGCGCCGUCGUCGCGGGUCGCGCUCUGGCUGGCUCCGGUGGCUCUGGCAUCUACGUCAGCACCAUUAGCAUGAUCACUGGAAUGACGACUGCCAAAGAACAAAACCAAUAUCUCAACAUUGUCGGCAUGGCGUGGAGCUUAGGAACUAUUCUUAGCCCCGUCAUAGGAUCUGCGUUUGCUGAUUCGCCUGCAACAUGGAGAUGGGCUUUUUAUAUCAACAUCUGCGUUGCCGCUGUUGCCGCCCCCGCAUGUAUCUGGAUCAUGCCUUCGGCGCCACCUAGCGUGUCUCUAGGAGCCAUGGACGUGAUCAGGGCAUUUGAACAUUUGGGUGCUGUGUUAUUUCUUGGCUCUGCUGUGUCGACAGUCAUGCUUCUGGGCUUUGGCGGCGUCGUGCACAGCUGGGAUAGCGGCCAGAUGAUUGGACUUUACGUUGCCACUGCUGUGCUAUGGAUCCUGUUUGCCCUGCAGCAGAAAUUCCACAUUUUCACGUCGGAACGCAUUUUCCCUGUGCAGUUCUUCAAGGAUCCAUUGGUGGUUGGUCUAUGGAUUUGGACAAUUGUCGGAAAUUGGAUUUCGCCGCGCUGCAAUGAUAUAAUUACGUGUCUGCUCCAAGCUGAGAAAGGUUUACAGCACACAUCACUGUUAGCAUGA
This is a messenger RNA of Aspergillus tubingensis, 1059 nucleotides long. RefSeq names its product MFS general substrate transporter. The transcript has 2 exons. Gene Ontology annotation, molecular function: transmembrane transporter activity. The record is from RefSeq and is a predicted model, not a curated record. Gene Ontology annotation, biological process: transmembrane transport. Bases 1 to 1059 code for a protein of 352 amino acids. Lineage: Eukaryota; Fungi; Ascomycota; Eurotiomycetes; Eurotiales; Aspergillaceae.